AAAUACGGCAGACGCUUUAAGCAACGUUGUAUUAAUGUGUUUUUAUGGUGUAGAACCCUUGGAUAAAUUGAAUCAGUGGGUUGUAGAAAAAUUCUCAAAAGUUAAAAAUAAGGCGAUUCCUAUACCAGUUCCUAAAGAACAUUAUCCUAUUACUGAGAAAGAAUUAGGGAGUCAAAUUUCAAUGAAACCUGUUAAAGACAAUCAUUAUUUAGAACUAACUUUUCCAUUUCCUGACCAAGAACCUCUUUAUAAUUCACAAUUGAGUGCUUAUAGCAGUCAUGAGUAUGUUGGAUUUGAGGUAUUUAAAAUAUCGAUUGAACUUACCGAAGAAGGGCUAGCUCAUUAUGAGGAAACUGUGGAAAUUUGUUUUCAGUAUAUCGAAAUGUUAAAGCAAACCGGCGUUCAAUCAAUUGCAUCGAUAGACUUUAGAUUUCAAGAAAAAUAUUCACCAUCCUACUAUACGUCAAAACUUGCCGUACAAAUGCAACGUCCAUAUCCACGUGAACUUAUUUUAAGUGGUUCUCAUUUGAUUCGUGAAUAUAAUCCAGAACUCAUCCUUGAAGAAUUAAAUUGUUUAUGCUGGGAUAAAUGUAUUAUUACUUUAUCUAGUAAACUGUUAAAAGGACUUGAUAAAAAGGAAAAAUGGUUUGGCACCGAAUAUAGGCUGGAAAAGAUUAGUGAAAAACUUUUAAAGGCAAUUCAGAAUCCAAAACUUCAUCCGGAUCUUAAGAUCCAUCCGCCGAAUAUUUUUAUUCCUUCAAAUUUUGAAGUCGACAAACUUAUAGAUGUACCGCGUACAUAUCCCGUUCUUAUAAAAAAUACAACAUCGAGUCGUCUUUGGUACAAAAAGGAUGAUACAUUUUGGAUACCUAGAAUUGUGGCACAUUUCAUAAUAAGAACUCCAAUAGCACAUUCUACACCUCUGAAUUCUGUAAAAACUCGAUUAUACAUUGGCCUUGUAACUGACGCAUUUACAGAAUAUGCAUAUGAUGCCGAGAUAGCAGGUCUUGUUUAUUAUCUCUACAAUCAUGAUGAAGGAAUAAUUGUGACAAUUCAAGGUUACAACGAUAAAUCGCCUUUACUUCUCCGUAAUAUUGUUGAAAAAAUGAAAUCAUUCCAAAUUGAUCCAAAUCGAUUUCAAAAAAUAAAAGAAGAAUUAAAAAGAUCAUAUGACAAUCGUUCAUUGGAUUCUCCCAGUUAUCAAGCCAUGUAUUACAGAAGUUAUGCAACCACUCAAAAAUCAUGGACACACAAAGAAAAGAGUAAAUUAUUAGAUAAAAUCCAAUAUGAGGAUGUACAGCAAUUUUAUCCAUCUUUAUUUGAUCAAGUACUGUUUGAAGGGUUUGUUCAGGGAAAUAUGAGCCGAGAAGAUGCGUUAGAUAUGAUUAAAAUCUUAGAGGAUACAUUGAAACCAUCCGAGGAAAUCUUAAAAUCACAAUUAACUGGAAAUAGAAGUGUGUGUAUACCUGAUGGAAAAAAAUUCUUUUAUACGAUGGAAGUUUCAGAUGAAAAAGAAAUUAACAGCGCUAUAGAAUAUUACAUACAAGUUGGUGAUGUAAUGGACAAAGAAUUGCGAGCUAAGUUAGCAUUAGUAGGACAAAUUUCUGAAGAACUUUCUUUUGAUCAACUAAGAACUAAGGAACAAUUAGGAUAUUGUGUUUGGAGUACAGUAGAGGAAGGAACAGGUUCAAUGGCACUCAGAAUUGUUAUUCAAAGUGAAAAAGAUCCUAUUUAUUUGGAAAAUAGGAUCGAAGAAUUUUUAAUUAAAUUACAGACAAUAAUUGAAGAUAUGCCAGAAGAAGAAUAUAAAAAAGAAAUAGCUUCAUUGAUUAGUAAGAAGUUAGAAAAACCUAAAAAUUUAAGUGAAGAAAUUGGGACUGAUGUAUCGAACAUACGUGAAAUCGCAAAAACCGACCUUCUAGAAUUCUAUAAAACCUAUAUUCAUCCCCGUUCACCUGUACAGAAAAAACUUUCAAUUCAUUUGAAAUCCAAAAAUCUUGCAUUAUUAAAACGGUUUGAUUCAAUUGAUAUUAAAAAGUUGCAUGCGCUUAUAACUUCUCAAGGAUUCGCAAGUAUUACAGAAGAUGAAUUAAAGGGCGCUAUUGAUAUUCUGAAAGUUCAAAGUGCUGGGAAAGAUGCUCUGAAAAUUGAAAUGGAGAUUAAAAAUUUAUUUUUGAAAAAAGUUAGAGAGAUGAAUAGCGACCAAGAAGUAAGUAAAGAAGUAGAGACAACGUUGGAUAAAUUAUGUGAAGAUUUCAUGAAUUUAAUUUCUGAAGAUGGAAAGGCAGAAACGAAAAAUAAGGAUGAAAAGAAGGAUGAAUAUGAGUUAUCAUCUGGUAACGAGAUGAUUGAUGAUCUAUUUUUAUUCAAAAGUAGAAUGAAAUUAAGUCCUGAUGCUAUGCCUGUUUUACCAUGGA
Racocetra persica is the source of this 2417-nucleotide messenger RNA. Lineage: Eukaryota; Fungi; Glomeromycota; Glomeromycetes; Diversisporales; Gigasporaceae. The record is from the annotation of a GenBank genome assembly.